This is a messenger RNA of Alternaria rosae, 1440 nucleotides long. RefSeq names its product P-loop containing nucleoside triphosphate hydrolase protein. The transcript is spliced from 2 exons. The record is from RefSeq and is a predicted model, not a curated record. Gene Ontology annotation, cellular component: mitochondrion. NCBI's taxonomy places the organism in Eukaryota, Fungi, Ascomycota, Dothideomycetes, Pleosporales, Pleosporaceae. Gene Ontology annotation, molecular function: GTP binding. The coding region runs from base 1 to 1440 and encodes 479 amino acids.
AUGAACAACUUAGCGCCAGGCUCACGAUACGUAUGCCGCAACUGCACACAACGUCUAUCUCGCCAGCAUUCUACACCUCUCACGCGAUCGCAAGUACGCCUACAGUCCACCGAUGCAUCUCAAGGCGAUGCGCCGAACGCGAGGCUACGGAUACAGAAGCAUUGGAAUGGCGAUGCCAGGGCAAAGUUUAGGCCGACUGCGCCAACACGCAGUAUACUGCAUAUGAGCAAGACGGAAAGUAAGCUGCGCGUAGAAUUGACGGACGAGCAAAAACCGGAAUUGGAGAUGGAAAAAUUAAAAGAAGAAGGGAAAGAUUUGGAGAUAGCGCAAAUGAACGCACCUCACAAACCUCUUAUUAAAAAGCCAAAGAGUCAUGUCAUUCGCAAAUGGUCGAAGAAUCUUCCCCCUGGCCGUAAAGAAUCGUUCGAAGAUGAGCUGGUACCUUCUCCGCCAUCAGCGCCCUUAGGCAGACGAUCAAAAUCCGAGACAACACCAGAUGCAGCACCUGAGACACCAAUCAGUUCGCUCUCGCUCAAUCUCAACAAAUUGCAAGGCUUCAAUUGGUACUGGGAUACCUUUCCCCCAACCGUCGCACAGAAAACGACUGCAAACCACUUCUUCACCACCCACGGCCGCAACGCAAAGUUACUACGAAGCGUCGCGCAAUUCCGUCUUUUCCCCGAGUCCGAUGUACCGGAAGUGGCCUUCGUCGGCCGUUCCAACGUGGGCAAGAGCUCGUUGCUCAACGCCGUCGUAAACGCUGACAUCAAAGCACUACUAGCGCGUACCUCGUCCACCCCAGGAUUCACCAAAACAAUGAACCUCUACGGUCUGGGCGCCGGAAACGGCGUGACCAUCAAGAAACAGUCUACAGGGCGCGAAAAGAUCGUCGGUCUCGGCGGCCUUACUAUUGUUGACAUGCCAGGCUAUGGCGAAGGUUCACUUGCAUCCUGGGGUACGGAAAUCAUGAAGUACAUCACCAAUCGCAAGCAACUCCGCCGUGUCUUCCUUUUGAUCGAUGCCGAACACGGUAUCAAAGACAAAGACCGCUCUCUACUUGCUUCACUGCGCCUAGCUGGUGUAAGUCAUCAAGUCAUUCUUUCCAAGCUAGACAAACUGUAUAUUCCCGCUGCCAAAGAGAUCAAACGCCAUGAUGGCAAAGCCCUGCGUCGCUUGUCGCCGAAAGGCAGCCCCGAGGAACUCAGAAAGGCGAUGGAGAAGUUGAAAUACGAUAUCCAGCCACCAGUGGGAGGUGGUGCCCUAGGAGAGAUCCUCGGUGUGAGUGCGGAGACGCUGGUAGAAGGGAAGAGAUUGGGUGUUGAUCAUGUGAGGUUUGCGGUGCUGAAGGCCGCGGGGUUGGAUCAGAAGUUUAGGAAGGAGAGCAGUGUGAAAGAGGAGCGCAAUAUGAAUAGGCUGCUCGAGUCGGGGGACUUUGAGUAA